CUACAAAAUUAGCUCGACCUUUGCUAUCCCAAAAAGCUAGUCAGCAGCAAAUUCCUCAACUCCUGCCUGAACGACACAUCGUUCUCCAUCUCUGGAGCAUGGCGUCAACGACCAGAGCGAUGAUGGGGCUAUCGGCUUCAUCAAUUGGCUUCAGAGCUGCCAAUACUGCUCGCAGAAGCUUUGCGACCUCACAAUCCCAGGCACAGCUUCUCACACGUGCGCGACCGAGCUCCCGGGUCUUGCUUGACAAGAGCAAAUUGCAACAGCAAUUCCGUCGAGGAUAUGCUGAUGUUGCUCCUGUCAAGACACCGAAGAAGUUCAGAUGGUUUCGCUUUCUUUGGAGAGCUACAUAUCUCAGUGCUAUUGGAGGAACGGCCUAUCUUGCUUGGGGAGUUUGGGACUUAAGACACCCAGACGAUCAAUUUGAGCCUGACCCAACGAAGAAGAACUUGGUUAUACUUGGUACUGGAUGGGGUGCUGUCUCCCUUCUCAAGAAGCUCGACACCGAAAACUACAAUGUUAUUGUUAUCUCGCCCCGAAAUUACUUCCUCUUCACACCUCUUCUGCCAUCAUGCACAACCGGUACCGUCGAACAUCGUUCCAUUAUGGAGCCUAUCCGAAGCAUAACCAGACAUAAGAAAACUGCUGUCAAGUUCUACGAAGCAGAGGCCACCAAGAUUGAUCCUGAAAGAAAGGUUGUCUUCAUUGACGAUAACUCUGAUGUCAAGGGCGCCACCAACAAGACUGAAGUCCCAUAUGAUAUGCUUGUUGUCAGUGUCGGUGCUGAGAAUGCCACUUUCGGAAUCCCCGGUGUUAAAGAGCACUCUUGCUUCUUGAAGGAGAUUGGUGAUGCUCAACAAAUCCGCAAGAAGAUCAUGGACUGUGUCGAGACUGCCACUUUCAAGGACCAAAGCCCCGAAGAAGUUGAACGUCUCUUGCAUAUGGUUGUCGUCGGUGGUGGACCCACUGGAGUCGAAUUCGCUGGUGAGCUUCAAGACUUCUUCGACCAGGAUAUCAAGAAGUGGAUCCCGGAAAUCAGUGAUAAGUUCAAGGUUACCCUGAUUGAAGCUCUGCCAAACGUUCUGCCUAUGUUCUCCAAGCAAUUGAUCGACUAUACCGAAUCUACCUUCAAGGAGGAGAAGAUCACCAUCAAGACCAAGACUGCUGUGAAGAAGGUAACGGAUAAGACUGUCGAAGCCGAAGCCACUGGACCUGACGGCAAGAAGACCAUGGAGAUCAUGCCAUAUGGUCUCCUUGUCUGGGCCACUGGAAACGCUGUCCGCCCCGUCGUCAAGGAUCUCAUGUCCCAAAUCCCCGCACAAAAGGACUCAAGAAGAGGUCUAGCCGUCAACGAAUACCUCGUCGUCCAAGGAACCAAAGAUAUCUGGGCAACAGGUGAUUGUGCCGUCGCCGGCUACGCACCAACAGCUCAAGUCGCCUCGCAAGAAGGAGCUUUCCUUGCCCGUCUUUUCAACACCAUGGCCAAGAGCGAAGCCAUCGAAACGCAGAUUCACGACCUCAGUUCCUCCCUCAAUCUGGCUCCCGGUAACACUGCUGAAAUCGCAAAGGAAAUCGAAUCUCACGAGAAGCAAUUGCGCAGAAUCAAGGACAUCAAGCCCUUCCACUAUACCCAUCAAGGCUCCUUGGCCUAUAUUGGAAGUGAGCGAGCUGUGGCGGAUGUGAGUUGGUUGAAUGGCAACUUUGCUACUGGUGGUGGCUUGACGUAUUUGUUCUGGAGAAGUGCGUAUUUGAGCAUGUGCUUUAGUAGUAAGUUCCACCUUCCACCUCAACUCUCAGUAAGAAGAAGACUAACAGAAAUCCAGCUCGUAACCGUGUCUUGGUCGUUCUCGACUGGUUGAAAUCGAAAGCCUUCGGCCGUGAUGUUUCUCGGGAAUAGAUAAAUAUAAAGAAGGGAAGGGGUAAACACGAGAGGGGGAUAGGAGUUGAGAUGAUAGUGCUGUAUUACUUGUUUCUUUUUAUAAUGAACUCGGGAUAGACGGUCAGGGUAUGUAAAUAGCUUUCCACUUGAAAGUAAAUGCAAUGGAGAAGUUCAAGCCUUCAAACUCUGCAAG
Molecule: messenger RNA, 2072 nt
Organism: Mollisia scopiformis
Lineage: Eukaryota; Fungi; Ascomycota; Leotiomycetes; Helotiales; Mollisiaceae
Product: FAD/NAD(P)-binding domain-containing protein
Exons: 2
Coding region: 99-1859 (586 amino acids)
Molecular function (GO): NADH dehydrogenase activity
Source: RefSeq, a predicted model, not a curated record